Molecule: messenger RNA, 1411 nt
Organism: Archocentrus centrarchus (flier cichlid)
Lineage: Eukaryota; Metazoa; Chordata; Actinopteri; Cichliformes; Cichlidae
Gene: st6galnac5b
Product: ST6 (alpha-N-acetyl-neuraminyl-2,3-beta-galactosyl-1,3)-N-acetylgalactosaminide alpha-2,6-sialyltransferase 5b
Exons: 5
Coding region: 101-1105 (334 amino acids)
Biological process (GO): oligosaccharide metabolic process; ganglioside biosynthetic process
Molecular function (GO): alpha-N-acetylgalactosaminide alpha-2,6-sialyltransferase activity
Source: RefSeq, a predicted model, not a curated record
AUCCCGGUGAUGCUGCCGCUUAAGUGUUGCAUGCUGAAGAGUCCCGACGCCUGCCCCCCGGUAGCAUGAAGAACCGCUCUGCGCGUGGACAAAAGGGGAAAUGAAGAUGAAGAUAAAAGUGUGCCAAGGGGUUAGUGGCAUCAUCAUCGUUACCAUGGUUACAGGCUUUUUGUUGGUGUACAAUAGCAGCUCUGGUGACAGAUCAGCUUCCUUAUCAAGUUCUUCCUCCUCAUCAUCCUCUCACCGUUUGGAUGCGCCUGUUCAGUCCACAAAAAGACUGGUUACACCACAGAGGCUCCAAACGCCAUCUCUGGAGGGGUACUCAGGUGUCAUGGAUCAUAAGCUGCUGAAAAUGCACUGCAGGAAUUGUGCCCUGGUGACCAGCUCUGGCCAGCUGACUGGAAGCAAGAGGGGAAAAGAAAUCGACCGCUCUGAGUGUGUUAUUCGUAUGAACGAUGCUCCCACCUUAGGGUAUCAGCAGGACAUUGGACAGCGCACAAGCCUGCGCGUUAUAGCUCACUCCAGCCUGCAAAGGGUGCUGCAGAGCAGACAGGAACUCCUCAACAUGAGCCAAGACACCGUGUUCAUCUUCUGGGGACCAAGCAGCUGCAUGAGACGAGAUGGAAAAGGGCAUGUUUACAACAAUCUAAGGCUUCUAAACCAGCUGCUACCCAAGCUUAAAGUCUUCAUUAUUUCCAGGAUAAAGAUGCUGAAGUUUGAUGAAUUAUUUAAAAAGGAAACUGGGAUUGAUAGGAAGAGUUCCAACUCGUGGUUGAGCACCGGCUGGUUUACUAUGGCCAUAGCUCUGGAGCUUUGUGAUAGGAUCAACGUCUAUGGCAUGGUGCCUCCUGAUUUCUGCCGAUCCUCCUCCCAUCCUACUGUACCAUAUCAUUACUAUGAGCCCUCGGGGCCCAGCGAGUGUUCCAUGUAUCUUUCUCAUGAGAGAAAUCGGCGAGGAAGCCACCACCGCUUCAUCACGGAGAAGACGGUGUUUGCAAACUGGGCUCGAACCCAUAACGUCCACUUUUACCAGCCAGACUGGAAGCCCUCUCCCAUCGUCACCAGCGCGAAUAGCUCGUACACUCCAGUUCCAGCUGGAUCCUGAGACGCACCCCAGAGACAAUCCCCAGAAACGGGAAAUAUGUGUCUGGACAGUUUCCAGCGUUCAGAUUCCCUCUCUGGCCAAUAUGAAUAUAUGAGACAGCAGUAGGACAGAGCAAGCUGCUUGUGGCUGUUAGCUGACUGUCUAAGCAGCUUGGCAGAAUGGGAUCAUUGCAUAACAGCAGCACAAAGCCUCAACAAUGUUUUGGAAGUGUAACUCUAAAAGGAUGAAUUUCAUACUGGAAUCAAAGCCAUGAAGGUUGUCUCAAGUGUGCUUUUUUUUUCUCUCUCUUUUUUUUUUUUACACAAA